AGCACACUCUUAUCUAAGUGAUAAAAUUAGCCGAGUUCGCACUGUCAUUUGAAACAUUUGUCGAUCUAAACAGCUACCAACAACACAUAGAAAACAUGGUUGUGUCAAUGGAACGCUGGAAGGGCAAAAUAGCUAUAGUCACCGGAGCGAGUACCGGAAUUGGUGCCUCCAUUGCUGAAAAACUAGUAGAAGAGGGUUUGCAAGUCGUCGGACUUGCCCGCCGUUCCGAACUCAUAGAACAACUCUCCUCAAAACUCCAGAACAAAGAAGGAAAAUUACACUCCAUAAAAGCAGACAUUUCUAAGGAAGAAGACAUCCUAAAAGCCUUUAAAUGGGUGUCCGACAAUUUGGGCCCUGUUCACAUUUUAAUAAACAAUGCAGGCAUCAUCCAACAAUGCAACUUAUGUGAUGGAGAAACCGAAAAGUGGAAAAAGGUCCUCGAUGUUAACGUUCUCGGUUUAUGCGUAUCCACAAGAGAAGCUGUGAAAGUCAUGAAGGCUAACAAUAUUGAUGGACAUAUUAUCCACAUUAACAGCAUUGCGGGUCAUUCUGUGUUAAAUAUUCCUGGUAUGAACGUUUAUCCAGCGUCAAAACACGCAGUGGCAGCUUUGACUGAAACUCUGCGGCAGGAAUUGAACCAUUUGGGUCUCAAAAUUAAAAUCACGAGUGUUAGUCCGGGAGCGGUUAGUACUGCAAUGGCUGAAAACAACGAUUUGGUUAUGAGUAAAGACCUAAUGGAAAUGGUAAACAAAAUGCCGAAAUUGGCAUCAGAAGAUAUAGCUGACUCUGUAUUGUAUGCUCUGUCAACGCCACCUCAUGUUCAAGUGCACGAAUUAAUUAUUAAACCUGUGGGAGAAAAAGAGUGAGCUGUUAUUUACGACGAUAUGUAUGUAAUUGCGACUGUAUGUACAAGGAUUUAAUAACGUUUUAUUGCAUUUGUUUGAU
This is a messenger RNA of Zophobas morio, 945 nucleotides long. Its product is annotated as farnesol dehydrogenase-like. Gene Ontology annotation, molecular function: oxidoreductase activity. The coding region runs from base 96 to 866 and encodes 256 amino acids. The transcript has 4 exons. NCBI's taxonomy places the organism in Eukaryota, Metazoa, Arthropoda, Insecta, Coleoptera, Tenebrionidae. The record is from RefSeq and is a predicted model, not a curated record.